AUGAAAAUGAACGAUUACUAUUCUGUCUUGUUUGAUACAACUGCACUACGAGUGAGUGUUGAGAACCAAAUAAACUCUAGUUUCAUAUAGGCUGUAGAAGUAAAACAACAAGUUAUCCGCGUCGAGGAGGACUACACAGCGGUGUCUUCUGUUGUACAUGACAAGGUCCCCUAAAUCAAGCUGCAAUUCUGCAUUGUAACCAGUCUUCAGAGAUGUCUUCCACACUUCCAAACAGCCCCCUGACCACCUAUGUGUUGAACACAGGUGACGGAGUCCCAGGGGCAAGAAUGGCCCUCAGUCUGCACCGACUGGACUCACUCCUAGUCAUCUGGAACCUGGUGACUGUGGGAACCACCGACGAAGAUGGUCGCUGUCCUGGACUCAUCACUACAAAAGCGUUCACGCCUGGGAUGUAUAAAAUGCGAUUUGAGACUGGAAAAUAUUGGGAGAGUUUGGGUCAGAACUCCUUCUACCCAUAUGUUGAGAUUGUCUUCACUAUAACAAACCCCAACGAGAGAUUCCACUUGCCCCUGCUCCUGAGCCGCUUCUCCUAUAGCACGUACAGGGGAAGUUAGAGCCAUCUCUCGUCUGAGCCUCUGCCCGCACUAUACCAUGGAUGUGGUUAAUCGAGCUAAAAUGCUUACAUGUCCAGUUGAUACCUAAGUGGUCGAGUUACUGUAGUUUGAAAUAGUCAUAAUGAUGAACUGAAGUCAAAUGGCUAUCACGUACUGAAUAUUUAGCUUUUUGCCUGUUCAUCAUGAAUGUACACAUUUUGUAAUCUACCUGUCAAAUUGCUCAUCCAUGAUGCAAUGUGCGUGUGUGUUUCUCAGCCAAUCACAGAGCAAGAUCGAGCUCCGCAGAAAGACUCAAAGUCGUCCUAUUCGCGCAUAAAUGAAAUAAAGUUAAUUAAAUCUGUAAACUUGUAAUUAUUGAA
This is a messenger RNA of Oncorhynchus keta (chum salmon), 934 nucleotides long. Its product is annotated as 5-hydroxyisourate hydrolase-like. The transcript has 4 exons. Gene Ontology annotation, molecular function: hydroxyisourate hydrolase activity. NCBI's taxonomy places the organism in Eukaryota, Metazoa, Chordata, Actinopteri, Salmoniformes, Salmonidae. Gene Ontology annotation, biological process: purine nucleobase metabolic process. The record is from RefSeq and is a predicted model, not a curated record. The coding region runs from base 213 to 575 and encodes 120 amino acids.